AUGGGAUUAUCGAAGAGCUGGCUUUGGCUGUGCUUUCUACUUGGAGUCUGGACGCCGCAGGGCAAUGGAAAGGUCUACCCGAGGGACAUUUACAGAAGGACACCGAAAUUUCGGAGAGCCUGGACGGGGGUGGAAGCGAAUACGGGCAAGAACUUCGGGGGCUGGCUGCUGAGGAUCCUGAACAGUAAUGGGAACUUUGCCUGCGGGGGAGCCUACUAUGCCCCUCUGCUCGUGAUCACCUCGGCCAAUUGCAUAUAUCCGUAUCGGAACAGCCUGGAGGGGGCCACGGUGGAGGGCACAGCGGUUUCGAAGUGCGAUUCCGAGAAUAUCGCUGAGAUCGAUACUAUCCAGUUUCCCGAGCGGUUCAUAUACCGCAAACUCUACAUGGACGUGGCCGUUGUGCGGCUGAAGGAGCCUAUCAAGGGCCGACUCACCGAGUUCAUCAGGCUCUGCACCAUCAAAUUGCAGCCGAUCAUGCGAACGGUGGUCUUUGGCUGGGGCUACGACAGUCUGGAGGUGCAGAAACCUUCUUCGGAUCCCAGAAACUCAUCGGUUACCAUCAUAUCGUUGAAAGAGUGCCGUCAGAAGUUCGGCAAGAAAUUGGCGCUUUCGAGCACCUCGGUAUGCGUCAGACAGCCCAAAAAUCCGCGAAACUGUCUCUACGACGGUGGCAGUCCCAUGAUCUACAAAAGGGAACUCUGCGGCGUCGUUUCCUUCGGCUCGCAGUGCCAAAACACCUCAUAUCCAGGCAUGUUUACCAACAUCAGAAGGGUGGCACGUUUCAUUAAGGAAACGGAAGAAUCGAUUGAGGCCGGCUAUAUCUUUAGGUCGCCCAGAGCCCAGAAAAGAUCGCGGGCAAGAAUGUUUAGGGCCCCCAAAGUCAAGAAAAAAGUGCCUCUAAAGAUAAGAACAGCUACUACCACAGCUGUCAUAGAUACAGCAAAGUCAACUAACAUGGUUAAAAAUACCACGAUAGACCCAUUGGAAUCGAUAAUUUGUUAAUAAAUUCCUAUUACUUAAAUAUUGCAAACA
Drosophila gunungcola (fruit fly) is the source of this 1032-nucleotide messenger RNA. RefSeq names its product seminase. Lineage: Eukaryota; Metazoa; Arthropoda; Insecta; Diptera; Drosophilidae. Gene Ontology annotation, molecular function: serine-type endopeptidase activity. Gene Ontology annotation, biological process: proteolysis. Bases 1 to 1002 code for a protein of 333 amino acids. The record is from RefSeq and is a predicted model, not a curated record. The transcript has a single exon.